ACUGACCCUCCGUGACACACGUGACCAUACGAGCGCUGAGCACUGCAUCCGCCAUGGGGGUGAAGACCAAAGUCUUCUUCCGCUGGCACGGCGUGCACGUGGCUUCGGAUGAAGAGGUGAGGGUCACUGGCAGCUGUGAUGAACUGGGCAGCUGGGAUACGAGUCAAGCGGUGCCCUUGAGCCGCGUGGAACAGUGCAAGAACUGCUGGUGGAGCGUUCAGGGUGUCCGGAUUCCGUUGAAGGAGCACUUCGAGUACCGCUAUGCCAUUUUUAAGGCUCAAAGCGACGACUUCUUACGAUGGACCGUGGAGAUGGAGGAACCCCACUUUGCCGUGGCCACCGGGCGGCACAUGACCCUGGAAGACGAUGGCGGCCGCUGCCGGGCGACCGGCGACGAUGAGAUCAUGCAGCUGCGCGCGAAUGCCUUCGAGCGCCAGAACUCGCACGAGACCCCGCCCCAGACGCCGCGGCCCUCGCCACGAAUGGGGUUGAGAAGCAAAUCGAUGGACCUCACGCAGCUAUGCGACGUGAGCCGCGACGACAAGGCCUUCUUGGUCUUUCGCAACCUACCGGUCGUGGUCACCAAAUCGGAGACCGGGGAGUGGCAGGUGGAGAAGAUCAGCGACUCCGCAGGCACGGCCUUGCCGCUGUUGAAGCACUUCACGCAAACCGACGCUCAGCUCCCGGCGGGGGAAGCCAUCGACAUCAAGGUGAAGUUCAUCGGAAACCCAGGCGUUUGCGUGGAAGACGAGGCGGAAAGGAAGAAGCUCUCUGAGAUCCUCGCGCAGCAUUCCUGCAUCCCUGUCUUCCUGGAUGCGGACCUUGUACAAAAGCACAACUUCUUCGCGGAAGAUUACUUGUGGCCCGUGUUUCACAACAUGAAGAUUUUCGAUUCCACCGUCACUGGAGAUGCCGAUAUGGAGUCCUUCGACAAGGCACUUUGGAAGAGCUUCUUAGCCUUGAACAAUGCUUAUGCGGAGGUCAUCACCAAUCACGGAGAUGAAGAUACCUUGGUUUGGAUCCACGAUUACGAGCUGGUGAUGGUGCCACGCUUCGUCUACCAUCGGAACCCAGACUUCACCACCGGUCUCUUUCUCCAUUGCGCCUUCCCCAGCACCGAGGUGAUGAGCUGCUUGCCGGUCCGAGAGGAGAUCUUGCAAGGGAUGUUGAGCAGCCGGCUGGUGACCUUCCAGACCUUCGACUACCUGAGGCACUUCAUGUCCUGCUGCUCUGAAGUCUUGGGUUGCCGCCAUUCCUUCCAGAAAGGCGGCAUCCUCCAGGUGGAGCAUGAUGCGCGGAGUGUGGUGGUCUUCGCGGAUCACUUUGCGAUCCCUUACAACCAUUUGGUCCGAAAGCUUUCUGAUGAGAAGGUCAUCGACCGGGCGCGCUCCAUCCAAAACGAGUUCAAGGGAAAGACCAUCAUCGGUUCCUACGAUCGCUUUGAUUGUUUCAGCGGCUUAGCGCUGAAACUGGGGAUCUUUCAUCGUUUCCUCAUGGAGUACCGCUCUCACAGGCAGAACGUGGUGCUGGUGCAGUACGUGCGUGCCCGCUACACCGACUCCAAACGGUUUGGCAUGGUCUCCUUGGAAGAGUUGCAGCAAAUGGCCGACGAGACCAACAAAGCCUUCGCGAAGACCGGCGAAGUCGUGGUGAAACUGGUCGUUGAGGAGACGAGCAGGGAGAAACAGCUUGGAGUUCUGCUUGCCACCGAUGUUCUGCUGGACACCUCCACGAAUGAUGGCCUCAACCUGAUUCCCUUCAACUUCUACGCGGCGCAUUCCCAGGACCACAAGGGCGUGGCAUUGAUCAGUGAGUUCUGUGGUUGCUCCUCCGUUCUCACAGGCGCCUUCAAAAUCAACCCGUGGAACACCUCGGGUGUGCUCUCGGCGCUGGACGAGGCCAUCAGUAUCUCCAAGGAGGACCAGGCGGAGAGGUUUCUCAAGGAUCAUUCCUAUGUCUCCUCGCAGACGCUGGUCCAGUGGGUGCACAAGAAUCUCUCGGAGUUGAAGGUCACGCGGAACAGCAACCUCAUGGCACACCGCAGCUCCAUGACAGGACCUCCGCAUAUCCAGGAGGACGAGGUGGUGAACGCUUAUCGCACCGCCAAAAAGCGUGCCAUCUUCCUGGACAAUGAAGGCACCAUCGCCGCCAAAGCGCGAUGGCAGAUCCAGUCCGGUGGCAUGAUGGCUUUGCAGAAGAAAGGGCAGCCGCCAGAUCCACAAGUCCUAGAUUUGCUGCAAACCUUGGUGAACGACCGAGGGAACACCGUGGUGGUCUUGAGCGGGCGCACCAAGGAGGUCAUGGAGGAGUGGUUCAGCUGCGUGGAUGGCUUGGGACUCUGUGCCGAGCAUGGCUUUCACCGAUGGCCACCGCGCUCGCUCCAGGGCGACGGCUUUGGUGUGGGAUGGAGGUCCGAAGGCCUUUCGGACGAUAACCAGGAGUGGAAGAACUUGGCCAUCGAGUUGAUCCAGCAAUAUGUGCGGCGCAUCCAGGGCUCCAUCCUCGAAGCCAAGGCCUGUGCCAUCAGCUGGAACUAUCGAGAGGUGGGUGCAGCUGGUGUGAUCGAUGACGUGGCCUUGGAAUUGAUGAGGUUCUUGGACCCGGACAGUCCCAGUGGCUUGCUCCAUGGCUACCCAGUGAAGGUCUUCAUGGGCAAGGGCUAUGUUGAGGUCAAGCGUGCGGAUGUCGAUAAGGGCGCCGCUUGCGUCAAGACCUUGGAGGAGAUGGGUUCGGUCGACUUCGUCCUCUGUGUGGGCGAUGACACCUCGGACGAGGACAUGUUCCAGGCGGUGAACCGCUACUUCCAAGCCAAGGGAGAUGUGGGAGGGCUCUCCAGCGCUUUAUCCCAGAGCUCCAUGGGCUUCAAGAAGAGCGGCUGUGGGUCCUUGGCCUCCUUGGAUGGCCUGGACGUCUCGCCGGCGGAGUCCCCAAGGAACUCGGUGUCGCCCAAGGAUCGGCCCCGGCCGCCUCCGCGCGUGGCCUUCACCGAAGACUCCGUCUCGGAGUUGCCGCUCUCCGCAAACUCUCCCAUUAUGCGGACGCAGGUGAUUCCCGCGACGCAGGUCUUCACCGCGACCAUGGGCCGCAAACCCACCCAGGCCAAAGCCUUCUUUGCGGAUGUGAAUGAGCUGACCCACUUGCUGAAGAAGAUCGCGACCGCUGCCAUCGUAGCUGGGCUGAAGGGCUUGAAAAGGUUCGACCCAAAGUCCUGAAAGAGAACCCAACGUAGGUAGGCUGUCGCUCUUAGGUUGGAGGCCGUCGCUCUUAGGUUGGAAGCCAUCGCUCUUGGGUUGGAGGCUAUCGCUAUUAGGUUGGAGGCCAUAGCUCUUCCCCCUGCCGACGAAUUCAUGAACCCUGAGAAUUGCCUGUGGAAGACCAUGUUCCUCUACAAUGCAGUGGUUUUGAGAGUCCACGUUAAUCUGCAGGAAGGUAGAGCCACUUGUUUUGGCGAUAUGAAUUGAGAAGCCAAAGUAAACUGGUGAUUAGUUGGAAGUGUGUUGCUUCUUUGAUUUACCUUUAUACCAACAUACAAACAUUUUGUGCUUCACUUGCUAUUUGACCAAGGAAACCAUUGUUAGACGCUGUGAGGUUUCAGGAAGGGGACAGACAGCUCCGGUCGCCACAGAGAACUUUUGCGAUACAGUUCCAACUGCUGUACUUUUGCUGGACUUCCCCAGCACAGUUGGAUAUUUGAUCCAACUUCUCUCAGCACCCUCAAUGCCAGGUUUUUAGUUGAGGAGUUGGGAAGGGCCGGUAUCCUCAAGUCGAACCAGCAGGGUGACCUGGCAAGGUGGGUGGUCUAUCCGGCACCUCAGGUUCGGUGGUACUUGACCCCUAUAUCCGGCACCCACCCCAACCAUCAUCGAAACGGAGGCAGUUGGAGCCCUAUAGGGCAUAUUAUCUGAGAGGAGACACGUACUUUCGAUUGAUGUGGGCUAGAUUUGCGCCUUUCGAUCGUCCUCAGCGCGGCUCCUUCUCCCGGUAUUCUUCGAUGCCGAUGCUGAUGAAAGAGGAGGAUCUCCAUGAGCAUACCGAAGAGGAGGAGGAGCUGGCGGAUGCUUUCCGCCUUGGUCGGGCCACCACUGCCAGCAGCUUCUUGAAGAAGCCUGCCAACUUGGACAGCUGAGAUCCUGAUAGGGAUGACGGAGGUUCACAGACGAUGUACCAAAUGCAUCCCAAAUUCUCCUUAAGCUCUACCAACUUUGCCUUUACG
Messenger RNA from Durusdinium trenchii, 4213 nucleotides. The record is from the annotation of a GenBank genome assembly. Lineage: Eukaryota; Dinophyceae; Suessiales; Symbiodiniaceae.